AUGAACAGACUGCAGCGGAAGCACUUCACGAGGCACGGGAUGCAUCUACACACUAGAGGGAAGUGGCAGCUGGCCAGACUCAUCGUGGAGGCUCUUGGCGGGUUGAGCGUCUCGACUGCUGCGGCCAAGAUGGCUGAGGUUGCUCCUGACACCAGCACUGCCGUCCCACCAAUGCUGCCGCCGCCGCCACCACUGUCACUGCCACCGCCGACGCCACCACCGUCGCUGCCGCCGCCACCGUCACUGUCGCCGUCACUACCGCUGCCUCCGCCACCGUCACUGUCGCCGUCACUGCUACCGCCGCCGCCACCGUCACCGUCACCGCCACCGUCAGACUCUAUACAGUUGACUCCAGAGCCCCGAUGCCGACUAUAUCUUGUGACGAAGCCAUGA
Molecule: messenger RNA, 393 nt
Organism: Homalodisca vitripennis (glassy-winged sharpshooter)
Lineage: Eukaryota; Metazoa; Arthropoda; Insecta; Hemiptera; Cicadellidae
Product: leucine-rich repeat extensin-like protein 6
Exons: 1
Coding region: 1-393 (130 amino acids)
Source: RefSeq, a predicted model, not a curated record